AUGGACAACUCUUCAAACUCGGACCAUGGGCGCGAGGAGAAGAGUCGGUUGAACGCGACCGUCACGAAUGCGACCAACGGGACCAACAGGACAAUAGAUUGGCCUGCGAGGAAACUCGAAAAUGGCACUUCCCGACUGUGGGAAUUGUUCUUCACCGUGGUGUCCAUCAUCCUGGGCUGUUUCCUCGUCAUAUACGUCGGCUUUUUGUUCUACAACAAUGGCAGAGACACAAAGGACUUGCCGUCGGAGGCAGACUUCGUCUAUGAGCUAUCCCGACUUGGUCCUACCAUCGUGCCGUUGAUGUGGGCGUUUGUGGUAGGAAGAUCCAUCCGAAGCUAUGCCCAUUGGCGGCUGCAACAAGGCGAAUCUAUCGGUUUCUUGGACAAACUCUUCGGAUCAACCACAAUGGCCGGCACCGUAACCACGAUAGUCGAAUCCAAGCGCAUCGGCAUUUCAAGCAUCCUGUUGUUCGUGCUUUGGUCUUUGUCCCCUUUGGGAGGUCAAGCAACACUCCGAGUUCUGUUAUUCAAGAAUGAACCGGCUACGUCGUUCGUCGAGAUACCCUACUUCAACGUCAAAACGCCCUUCCCAACACAGUUCGAAGUGUCCAAAUACGCCGGCGCACAGAAUCCGGUUAACUUCCUGUUUCAAAGUGCCCUCGCACAACCCAAGACGUAUGACACAGCUCGCAUGGACACCUGGGGCAACGUCAAGAUUCCUCUUCUGGAGCCGUUGCUCGCGGAACAAACCCCGGACGAGAACGGCUGGAUCAACUUGAACAAGUCUUCCACCGGUUACAAGUACUCAUCCCUUCUGGGAAUGCCAAUCGGAAACCUCUCGGAGACAACCAACACGACUUUCUCCAUGGAAACGUCGUACAUGACGAUGGACUGCAGGUACAUCUACCCACCCUUGAACAGCACCGCGACAGGCCUAGAUCGCUUGAAUGUGAUCACAGAGGCGAACGCAACCGAUUCAUGCUCAACUCAGGGAAUCGGCACCUGUGCCACCAAGAUCAGCUGGGGCGGCCUUGGCACGUUGCCGUACCCCAAUGGUGUUAACGAUCAAACUCUUGCACGUUGCGAUGACCCGGAAAUUCCCACUCAGAGACUCCUGUACUGGAGUUGGGACAGAGGAGACGAACCACUGGAAUCAACCUUUGCCAACUGCACCACCGAAACUUCGUACGUCGAAGUCAAGGUUGACUGCAACGGAUGGGACUGCAACGCAGCAAGCAUCCGGCGCUCGCAGCUACCAGACCUUCCAAACAAAAACCUGACCUUCUUCGAUCAGUGCGAGGGUGUAUCCGCCACACAGAUUGGUGCCCAGUACUUGUUCGGCCUCCUUGCGACGCUCACGGAUCCCAUGGGAACGGUUGGGGCCCCAUCUGGCAUCCAGGGAUACCUCUACGAUCCGUCCUGGGGCUUCAACGCGACGGCCGCCCUCUACAUGACAGAAGCGUUGAGCACGGUCGAUAUCAAGGACUUCACUCUCCGUUUGGGGCAGGUGCUCAACACCUACUGGCUGGCCACGGUGGGAGCGGAGCCGUUGAUGUUGGGUCAUCCGGAGAACUAUGACGGUCUUGGCAGCCCUGGCACCAUCACUUACAACUUCACGGGUACGAAUGCCACAGUCCUGAACAACGUCAUUGUCUUCCGAUAUGACCAGGGCUGGAUGGCUGUUCUUAUCAUUUCGACCGUCGUCUUGCUGCUCUCCGCGAUAGCAGGACUUAUCCUGGACCUGAACAUCUGGGUUCCGAAGUUGCUCAUGAACGUAACGACAUUGACGAGAGGCAACCCGAACUUUGGAGUUCCGCUGGGCGGAGGAACCACACCGGACGAGGUGAGAGGCAGGUUGCUUGCGGAUGUGAAGGUUAGAUUUGGUGAUGCUGAUGACCAUGGUUCGCGCGACCUGGUUAUUGGCGACUGCGUGGAGGACGGAGGACGAGUAUCAAGGGUGAGGGAUAGAAUGAGUUUCAAAUGA
This is a messenger RNA of Colletotrichum karsti, 1983 nucleotides long. RefSeq lists its product as uncharacterized. The transcript has 2 exons. Bases 1 to 1983 code for a protein of 660 amino acids. The record is from RefSeq and is a predicted model, not a curated record. Lineage: Eukaryota; Fungi; Ascomycota; Sordariomycetes; Glomerellales; Glomerellaceae.